GCCUGGAGUGAAAACGGGCGGCGGCUUCCUGCCUGCCCGCCUAUCUGUCUGCCCACCUCCGAGAAGUGGGGAGGUCGGAGCGGACGGACCCGGAGGCCGGCCAGGGGGCCGAGAAGCCCGAGCUCGGCGCGGGGACCGCCGCUACCCGCCGGAGCUAGGGCAGGCCCGGGGCCUGCCGCCGAGUUGGAGCUGGUGGGUGCAGGAGACAUCGCUGGCGCUCGUAGCCGAAGCAGAGCGCCGCGGCCGCUGACAUUGUAGUGACGCAGAAAGGGUGCUAAAUUUGGAGUCAAAGAAACGUAUUUGAGUUCUGGCUGUACCACUCGCUGUAUGAUCUUGGACAAGACAUUUAACAUCUGUGCACUUCAGUUCCUCAUCUGUAAAGAUACCUUUCAGCUCAAAAGUCAUGAUUCUCUAACACUCUUCUAUUUAUGGAAUCUAUGCAAGAUGCUGGCUCUAUGGACUUGGACAGCACAAGCUUUGUUUAUUUUCCUCACUCUUGAUUCAGUAGGAGGUGAAAUUAUAAAACCAUGUGGUCACAUCAUCCCAGAAUCUCCAGUUGUAGCACCUAAUACUACUUUCACAGCGAUUUGUGUUUUAGAUGAAGAAUGUUCAAAUGGUCAGGGAAUAAAUGCCAGUCACAUUCUCUGGAAAAUAAAAAACACCUGGGUUCCUAAAGAACAAUACACUAUCAUAAAUAGAACAGCUGCCAGCGUUACAUUUGAAGAUGUAUCUUCAUUAGGUAGUCUACUAACAUGCAACAUUUUACUCUAUGGACAGAUUGAACAGACUGUUUAUGGAAUCCAAAUCAGAAUAGGCUGGCUUCCAGAGAAACCAAAAAAAUUGAGUUGCAUUGUGAAUGGUCAAAGUAACAUGAAGUGUCAGUGGGACCCUGGAAAGGAAACACAUUUGGAUACAACAUAUGUUUUAAAGUCAAAAUGGGCACUGCAGCCGCUGCCAGAUUGUAUUCCACCACCUGGUGUGAAUAACUCAUGCAUAGUUGAUUUGGUUGUGGUUUUUGUCAAUAUGGACGUCUGGGUAGUAGCCACAAAUGCCCUUGGAAAUGUUUCAUCUGAUCAUAUCAAUUUUGAUCCCAUCGAUAUUGUGCAAGUCCUUCCUCCACAUAAUUUAUCAGUCACCAAGUCCAAGCAACUAUCCAGUAUCUUAAAAGUGUCAUGGACCAACCCUGAUAAACCUUUUGAAGCCCUGAAAUAUAACAUUCGGUACCGUACCAAAGAUGCUUCAAAUUGGACACAGAUUCCUCCUGAAGACACAACUGGAACCCGAGACUCAUUUACUGUUCAGGAUCUCAAACCUUAUACGGAGUAUGUGUUUUCAAUUCGUUGUAUGAACAUAGAAGGCAGGGGAUUCUGGAGUGACUGGAGUGCAGAAAAAAGUGGAGUCACAUAUGAAGCUAAACCAUCAAAUGCACCAAGUUUCUGGUAUACGAUCGAGCCUUCUCAAGGUCAUGGUUACAGACUUGUACACCUGAAGUGGAAGACUUUGCCUCGCUCUGAAGCCAAUGGAAGAAUCUUAGAUUAUGAAGUAACUCUAAAGGGAGGGAAAACAUCACAUUUACCAAGAUACAUUAAUGAUACAAAAUUGACUUUAAAUAUCACAGAUGAUCUUUAUGUCGUAAGUCUGAAAGCUCGUAAUAUAAUUGGAAGUUCUGAUCCAUCUACUUUAACUAUUCCUGAACAUGACUUCAAAGCAGCUCACCCUGUAACAAAUCUUAAAGCAUUUCCUAAAGAUAACAAACUUUGGGUAGAGUGGACGCCUUCAAAUGAACCCGUAAAUAAAUACAUACUGGAGUGGUGUGUACUUUCCAACAGUUUGCCAUGUACUACUGAUUGGCAAGAAGAAACUAGUGCCGUGAAACUAACCUUCUUACGAGGGAAUUUAAAGGAGAGCAAAUGUUAUUUGAUAACAGUUAUCCCAGUGUAUGAUGAUGGCCCAGGAAUUCCCAAGUCUGUAAAGGCAUAUCUUAAACAAGCUCCACCUUCUAAAGGACCUUUUGUUCGAACAAAGAAAGUGGGGAAAAAUGAAGCUGUGUUAGUAUGGGACCACCUUCUUGUCGAUGACCAGAAUGGAUUCAUCAGAAACUAUACCAUAUUUUACAGAACUAGCAGUGGAAAUGAAACAGCUGUGCAUGUGAACUCAUCCCACACAGAAUAUACACUUUCCCCCUUGGCUAGUGACACAUUGUACAUGGUGCGGAUGGCAGCAUAUACAGAUGAAGGGGGCAAGGAUGGUCCAGAAUUCACUUUUACUACUCCCAAGUUUGCUCAAGGAGAAAUCGAAGCCAUAGUUGUGCCUGUUUGCUUAGCAUUCUUAUUGACUACUCUUCUGGGAGUGUUGUUCUGUUUUAACAAACUAGACCUGAUUAAAAAACAUAUUUGGCCUAACGUUCCAGAUCCUUCAAAGAGUCAUAUUGCCCAGUGGUCACCUCACACACCAACCAGGCACAAUUUGCAUUCCAAAGAUCAGAUGUACCCAGAAGGUAAUUUUACUGACACUGAUGUCAGUGUUGUGGAAAUAGAAGCCAAUGAAAAAAAGCCUCUUCCAGAAGAUCUAAAGUCAUUAGAUCUCUUCAAAAAGGAAAAAAUAACAACUGAGGGGCACAGUAGUGGUAUUGGAGGUUCUUCGUGCAUGUCAUCUUCCAGGCCAAGCAUUUCUAGUAAUGAUGAAAGUGAAUCUGGACAAAAUACUUCAAGCACUGUGCAGUAUUCUACUGUGGUGCACAGUGGCUACAGGCACCAGGUGCCAUCAGUCCAGGUCUUCUCAAGGUCUGAGUCCACCCAGCCUUUGUUGGAUUCAGAGGAACGACCAGAAGACCUACAGAUAACAGAGAAUGGAGGAAGUGGUGAUGGCGCAUCACCCAGGCAACAGUAUUUCAAACAGAACUGUCAUCAAGAUGACAUCGGUCCAGAUCUAUCACAUUUUGAAAGAUCAACGCAAGUUUCUUCAGUGAAUGAAGAAGAUUUUGUUAGACUUAAACAUCAACAGAUGUCAGAUCAGAGAUCACAGUCCUCUGGAUCUAGACAAAUGAAAGAUUUUGAAGACAUUUCUGCAGCAGAUAAUUCUCAUGCAGGUGCCGAGGGACAAAUUCAAAGAUUUGAAUCAAUUGGGUUAGAGGCAGAAACUGAUGAAGGAAUGCCUAAAAGCUAUUUACCUCAGACUGUAAGACGAGGUGGCUAUGUGCCUCAGUGAGGGAGACUAUUUUCUCUUAAGACUUAAGCAGUGACUGUUUUCCUGCAAAGUACAGCUAAGUAAACUUUUAUCUGUGAUUUCAGAUAAACAUGUCACUUAUCAAGGUGGUUAUUUGACCUCCUGGCCUAAAGCAUAAUCUUUCUAAAAUGGGCUAUUUCUCUUCCAGAAUAACUGGGAUUCUACAUCAAGCACUACACAAACUGUUUUGCAUCCUGUCUGAAUGGUUAAAUUUGUGCUGCUGAAGGAUGUUUGCAUUUUAAAAAGAAAAACUUGGCUAAAAUUCUUUAAGUGAAACUUUUCAUUUGUUAUUGAGAAGACAGAGGGCAUUUAAGUAGUUGGCAUGGCUGUACUGACUCAGAAAUUUACAAACCUUGUUAAAAUGGUCAGUUAUUCUAAGAAUGGUAAAAGUACAGAUAUUUGAGCUUAGGAAGAUUUUUUUUAAACUAAAGAAUCACAUGUUUGGUUUUUAUGUUUUGGUUUAUAAAGUAAUUAAUGUACUAUAAUGGGGGUACAAAACUGAUCUCUACAUACCACAAAAAUGGUCAAUCUCAUUAUUAUGUAGUGCAACCAUAAAUAAAUUAGGCCCAAGCUGACUCCUUUUCAAUCAUGCUGAUGCCACAGAACUUAGAUUGUGGAUCAUCCAUCUUAGCAAAUUAAAAAGCUUCAAUUUUCAUUUGCCGUAUUGUACACCGAACAUGGUCUUCACUUCACUAAAGUGGGCUGUGCAGGGUAGAGAAAGAGGAAGAGGAAAUCACUCGACUACUACUAUUAUGAGCCUCUUUUAGGCACAUUCAUUUACAUCUAGGGUUGAGUAGAAAGAUCAAAUGCUGCAAACUGCUUUAGGCAUUUUUUAUAAGGCAAUUUUAGUUUGCCUUGGUUUAAAUUUGUAACAUUUCUCUACUGGUGUAUUUUGAAAUUAUAGACUCUUAUUAGGCUUUAGAAAAUGUGGUUAGAGAAGCACUUUAUGUAAACUUUUAUCUUUUGCUUAAAAUUUUUGUCAUUUAAUAUAUUUUGUGUUUUUCUUUUUAAUUAAGUAGGCAACAUUGAAAGAUUACUAUUCUUUCUUAGCACUUGAUUCUUUUGACACUAGUUGUCACUUUUCACCAAGUGAAAAACAAAAAACCUCUGCAUAUUGAUUUUCCUAGAAUUGUAAUCAUUGUCACUAUCAGAAUUAUAUUUCCUUAUUUUCUAAAGAGAGUUUUUAACAAGACACCACAUUCUAAUCAAGAGGUAGAAUGGGAAAUCAGCAUACCCAGUUUCAUUAAUUCUGUCAUAUGGUUAAGGACUUGUUUUAAAGCCUUUUAGAAUACACUAUCUUAUCUUUAAGGUGCCCAGGCACCACCCCUUCUUACUGUUGGUUUAACUUUGUAGUUCAUUUAUUCAUUUGUAUCAUUCCCUAAAAUUCCCUUCUCUGCCAGCCAUAUUUUAACAAAGUAAGAAGUAGGCCAGACAAAUUGGAUAAAUCCUUAUUAGACCCUGAAAUGAGAAAAGGCUUGCCAGCAGCAAAAUGAACUCCUGCUAUCCAAGGAAGGGAUAGGCACUGAGUUUUAUUGUUUUUUGUUUUAUCACGUCUGAGUUACAGGAAUCAGACAGACUUUCAAAUGUGGCUUUGCCAAGAGGUUACUAGUCUUUAUUAGGACUAGAAAGCUAAAGUGAAUUGGUGUUUAUUUCAAGAUGAACUAAAAUUCUACUUUCAACAUCUAAAUUGUUCACUCUAAACUUCCCACUUUGUUUUUGAGAGUAUGUUAUCCUUACAUUUUAAUGUUUUAUUCUUAUUAAAAGGGUCAUCUGGCCUCAGAGUCAGGAAGACCUGGGUUCAAGUCUCCCCUCUGAUACGUUCUGUCUGUGGGACCCUGGGUCAGUCACUUAGCCUCUCAGUGCCCCAGGAAACCCCUGAAGAGACUAUAAGUUUUAGAAGGGGCGCUGCUAGGCUGCUUUAGUAGAGGAUUUUCCUCACUGGAGCUCCAUACAGUGAUGAAAUCACAGGCCCAAUUUUUUUAAAAGUUCCUUUUCAAAAUGUCUUAAUAUUUAUGGUUUCAUUUAAUUGACAAUCCUAAUGUCUAUGUUAUAAGACAUCCUGUUUCCUUCCCUUAACAAAAGACUAGUCGAGUCAUAGAAUUGUAGACCUGGAAAAGACUUCAUCUCACAUAAAUAAAGUCCGCUAGGUCACUAAUUUUCACCUUUUUGAUGUCAUGGCCCCUUAUAGUGGUCUAGUGAAACCCACAGACCCCUUCUCAAAACCAAAAUAAAAUACAUAGAAUUACAGAGAAAACCAGUUAUGUUGAAACAGUUAUUAAAAUAGAUCUAUGCCAACCUCAUCAUUUUGGAAAUUAGACAAUAUUCCUUUAUCUGGUAUAGGCCAGAACCAGGUCUCAAAAAUUGUAUGAUUCUGUAAAACUUGAGACUCAAGUAACAAUGACUUGUCUCAGGUUAUAGACUUCAGUGACAUAACUGUCUUUUAAAGUGGAACUUAAAGGUAGACCCUACAAGUACCAAAUUUUGACAAAUAUCAUCUAUCUAAAUUUUAUUUUCUUUCAAAGUGAUCCCCAGUGGGGCCCCGAAUCAAAUUAAAAUAUAAUUGGCAAAUACUUAACAAAACAUAACAGAAAUAAAUGAUCUUACAAUAUAAAACUAAGUUGUGCUGCAGCUCAUAGGGAUCCUUGUAUAUACAGUUUAGUGUCUCCACAGUCUUCAUAGUACCUCAAGAUGUUUCCUUGGCCCUUACCACAUUCUACCUUUUGUAUGGAUUGGAGGAUACAUUAGGUGCCUUGUAUUAGAUUCUGAGAUUAAUUCUAUAUGUUUCUUGCAUAAAGCGCAGUGCCUUUUAACAAAGUAGGUGCCCAAUAGAUAAUUACUGAAUUGAGUAAUAAUGUUUUAUUCUUAAUCAUAAUAAUCUUUUUUUCAAAUCAUACUUCUUAUCACAUUUACUAUGAAUGAAGCUUCCAUUAGUGACUGCGCUUCAGUAAAACAAUUCAUUUGGAGAUAAAGUUGGAAAGAGGGGUUGGGGUUUGGGGGUUGGGGUUUUUUUGUGUUUUGGUUUGGUUUUUCUUGUUUGGUUUCUUAACAAUCCUAGGUAAAAAUUAUAUGCGGAUUAUUUACUUUCAGAUUUCACUUAGUUUCUACUCCAUAGUCUGUGCUUAAACUUAACGUUUUUGCAAAAUGCCUUUUAAGUUGGUGAAACUCAAAGUUUUAUUUUAUUUAAAAUCAUAAGAUAUGUUUCUUCUAAUCAGCUGGUAGAGUAACAUAUAAUAAUAACUUCAUAAAUGGAUCCUUCCUUGUAUAUUGAUCUGAUACAUAAGUGUACUGAUCAAGUAUACUCCGUUUUCCCAUUUUAGGAUGAAUAAAUACUUUUUGGCAACCAUUAAGUUUAGCCUAAAAUAUCUUCAUAGAUGGACUAGGCACUGUGCAGAAUAUAGCCAAUUCUGUUGAGGUGACUUAUAGAAAACACUUGAAAAAUUUAAGUCAUAACAAAGAAAUGCAGUCUACUGUGAUAAAAAUGAUGGUGCUGUGGAAUUUCAAAGUAAGGAAAAAAUUUUUCAAUAGGUCCACAGCACUGGAUCUUGAAAUAAGUAUAAGAUUUACCUGCAGGGGAGUUGGCAGAGCAUGGCAUUUUCACCAAGGAGGAACAUGGAGGUAGAAACCAAUAGGGAAUUUGUCAUGGGACUAUAAUAAAAUUCGCAUAGCCGGUAUAUACCAAUGGCCUAACAUUUAUUCCCUGUGGCUUUGUAAAUAUAGACUGAAAAUAGAUUUGCAUAAAUUCCAUAGUCUUGACUAUUACCACUACUCUAAUAAAAGCAGCAGAGCAAAGUGGUUUUCUUACUACUUAUGUUCCCUUCUAGUUGUUAUGAUAACGGAGACAAAACAAUAGAAUUAUCCACUUGAUUUGUUUAUUCUUUGCAUUAUCAUACUGACUUUAUUACUCUAGCCCCAAUUUGCAUUAUUAGGGACUGACAAUUUAAGUGCCCCAGUUUCCUCUACCAGUUGCUUUUUAAGUUAUAUAUAAAGUAUAUUUUCUUAUUCUACCCCUUUCUGCCCAACCUACUGUCUUGACCCCUUUUUUCCUCUUCCCUAAAAAAAGUUCUAACUGUGAAGGUGAGACCUUGCUUAGGAAUAGCUAGAUUUUAGUAGAAAAGGUAUGAAAACUUUUUAAACUCGUAUCUAAUUCUAAUAGUUGCUUUCAUUUAAAGCAUUCUUGCAUUCAAACCUAACUUAAUGCAGUUGGGAGGCAUAAUCUUAAAGUGAGUAUGGAUACCUAAGUUUUGGUUUAAGCUGUCUCAUGCAAAAAGGGGAUGAUUUGGAUGACUGAACUUUGUUUUAUAAUAAAUUUGGGGUGCUUUUUAAUCUAAUCUUCCUGAAAAAAGCUCAGGGAAAAGUCUCACUUUAAAAGUAGCUGUUAGCACAUUUGAUAUAAUUCUAUCUUCUGAACUGACAAUCUGAUUCUUGUCUUUCUAAACAGGUGUUCAAAUUGAAGCUGAUAGUGUGACUGUUUUAUGUUUCAUAGCAUUUAAAGACUAUCUAUCACCUGAGGCACUGAGCACUAAGGCUUGCAUGGAAGUUUGUCAUGUCUGCAUAGCAUAUGAUCUAUAUCUACAUGGUACCAAAAUAAUCAAUAGAAUACUAAAAAAAAGUCUUGAUAAUUAUUCUAAUUGAGGUUACUCAGUUCAGGUGACCAUGUAGGCAUAGUAUGAAGCCUUUGGCCUGAAAUAGUAUGUCUGUCCAUCCUUCUUUACUUUCCUCCUUCCCUUUCCUUCUUUGUAAUUCUUAGAGAUUUAGUGGAUUGUGAGUCACUUAAGAGAGCAUCUUGUGAGCAAGAUGUAAAUGAGACACACAUGCGUACACACACAUAAGUUGUAUAUACAUAUAUGUUUAGUAUAGUAGAAUGAAUCUGAUUAGCUGAAUUCUUUAAGAUAUGCUAGCAUCUAGAUAGAAACUUGCUUUUUGUGCAGAGAUUAAUUUUCCUACGAGAUUUUCACAUACUUACAGAAUGGACAUUCAAAAGAUAAAAAAUGUAUUUGGGCACUAAUAUUUCACUUGCAGCUUAUGCAAAGAGGAAAAAAAAACAAAGCCACAAACUUGUUUUUAAUGUUAAAUUACUCUCCUCUUUAAAGAAGAUACCUGUCUUUGCACUUGUUUUGACUUUGUAAGACAAAUUUGACAAAUCUGGUUUGUUUACAGAAAAUUAUACUUCUAAACCACUGAUUUAUUAUUGUCUUUAGAUAUUUGAGGUCAAGAUAACCGUAUUCUAGAUUAAAAUAAUGAAACUUUAUCUGGAAAACAACUUCUUCAUGGAGGAAGGCAAAUUCAGUAGUUCAAGGGGCACAUUUGCCAAUCUAUAGAAAAAAAAUUUGUCAACCACAACUAGUUCAUUAUGUUUAGAUUUUAACUAAUACUUACUACUAGUAUCCAAGGUCUAGCCCUGUUAGUAGGAAAAAGAUGCCAUGCUAAAUAUUUAGCCAUUUUAAGAAUAAAAGUUUUAUGAAAUUUUUACUUGUUAAAAUGUAAAAAAAAAAUGUUUUUUGUCUUUUAAAAAAGAUUAAUCUAGGUGCUGGAAGAUGCCCAAUAUUUAUGCCAAAUAAGCUGAAUCGUGUAUAUGAUAGAGAAUUGGGAGUUAAUAUGACAUGGAAAUCAUUAACAAAAUCAUUAAUUGUGCAUUUGUAUAUACUUGUUUUCAUAUUAUUUGCUAAGACUAUUAAGGAUGUUACAACAAGAACCAAUCUGAUAAGCUCAAUUCCUACUGAAAAGACAAAAUUAUGAAAUUAAGACAUAUAUAUGUAUAUUAUAAAAGUGUAACAAGUUUUCAUUAACCAAAAGAUUAAUUUAGAUAGAAUCUCAUAGAGUUUGGGGCAGUGCCUGCUUUGCCAGCAUGUACACUAAAACUGGAAUAACAUUGAACACUACUAGCAUGGCCCACAUACAAGGCUGGCAUGCAAAUUCACAUUCCAUAUUUUUUCAUUUGCAGUAUUAAAAUCUGAAAACCUGAAAAAAAUUCAUUUUGGACAGUUGGAUUAAAUUGAGUUUGAAGUACUACUUCUUCACCCACACAUGCAUACACACUUAAGCCAACCAAAAUCACAACUGCAGAAAGAGAAUGAUUACAUUGUAGAACUUCUGAAACUUUAACCAGUUGAUAUAAGUAAUUAAAAAGGGAUGCUAUGACAGCGUUUUAUGUUUUGCAAUUUUAUUCUCUCCUCUAUAUUGCUAUGUUUUCUCAAUGAUGUAUUCUUUAAGUAGCAGAUUUUUUAAUUAUCCCUGUUUUGUCUUUAAAGUUGCAUUUAGUUGCUUCCCAUUUGAAUAAAGUAUUUUUGUUUCAUUGGGAUGGGUUAAGUGUUUGUGUAUGCUACACAAAACUAUUCAAAUGAAUGGGGAGUGGUAAGGCAGGCAGCAUAGGAAUUUAACUUUCUGCAAGUCGAGAAUUUUGAUACUUGCACACAAACUUUGUAUGACAUUUAGGAAAACCAGAGCAGCACUGAAAUGCCAACACACGCACAUGAGCACAUAUACACACUUGCGCACACUAAUGUAAGUACAGGAGUACUUCUAAAGCUAAAUGUAGAUGAUUUUAAAAUUAUUCUGUAUUUGUAAAAGUUCAUAGUACCUACCUAAAGAGUUUGAGUAUAUCCUUGAUUUUAAUUAAAAUGAAAAGAGAAGGGUCAGCUUAAACCCUUUAUAAUAAUUCAUGAAAUCCUGGAAUAUAAAAAGCCUUCCCCUACAAUACCACUUUUAAUCAUGGGCAAUCUAUUGCUAAGUAGUAUAGUGUAUGGCUCAAUCUAUUCUAACGAAGUAAUGUUAAGAAAAUUACAAUAAAGGCCAUCUGAUAAAGUC
Molecule: messenger RNA, 10029 nt
Organism: Dromiciops gliroides (monito del monte)
Lineage: Eukaryota; Metazoa; Chordata; Mammalia; Microbiotheria; Microbiotheriidae
Gene: IL6ST
Product: interleukin 6 cytokine family signal transducer
Exons: 17
Coding region: 328-3207 (959 amino acids)
Biological process (GO): cytokine-mediated signaling pathway
Cellular component (GO): membrane; signaling receptor complex; external side of plasma membrane
Molecular function (GO): cytokine receptor activity; cytokine binding
Source: RefSeq, a predicted model, not a curated record